Messenger RNA from Ceraceosorus guamensis, 3440 nucleotides. RefSeq lists its product as hypothetical. The record is from RefSeq and is a predicted model, not a curated record. The transcript is spliced from 2 exons. Bases 134 to 3313 code for a protein of 1059 amino acids. Gene Ontology annotation, molecular function: RNA binding; protein binding. NCBI's taxonomy places the organism in Eukaryota, Fungi, Basidiomycota, Exobasidiomycetes, Ceraceosorales, Ceraceosoraceae. Gene Ontology annotation, cellular component: small-subunit processome; t-UTP complex; 90S preribosome. Gene Ontology annotation, biological process: maturation of SSU-rRNA from tricistronic rRNA transcript (SSU-rRNA, 5.8S rRNA, LSU-rRNA).
GAUAUGAACCUUCUUGCUGUUCAUUCACAUCGCGCUCUUCGAGGUACAGUCACGCAUCGCUUCCCCUUCGGUCAGCCUUCCUCGCAGAGGCAUUGGCAGCUCCCUCACCAAACCCGCGAUUCUACGCGCAGUCAUGUCGCUCGAUGUUGACAUGGCCGAUGGCAAAGCAGAGACUGCCAGUUCACCGUCAGCAGCAAGAGGGCAACAGCAGCAACGAGGUCCUGUCGCGUCAUCCUCUUCCAACACAUUGGCAGUGCACCGCACGCGAUUCCUAGACUGGUCUCCUUCAUCCAUCACUGCGCUCGCCUUUAGCCCUUCAUUGCCGCAUCAUUCACUGCACGUCAGACCAGUCCUUGCCAUCGGGCGCGACAAUGGCAACAUCGACAUUUGUACUUGGGUGUCUGAGAACUCUGGCGGCGAUGGGGAUGCUGCUGCACGUGACAGCUCUGGCAAUGCCAAGAGCUGGAUUGUCGAUUCUACUCUCGUAGGACCUGCUGCAUCUAAGAUCGACCAUUUGGCCUUCAUCUUCACCUCGGCGCCCGAGGAUGUCGCGGGCUACAGCAGCAGCACUACAUUGAGCAUUCCUCGCCUCUUCUCCUCUUCCGGUGGCUCGAUCCUCACGGAGCAUUUUCUACCGGCCCACUUGCUGUCUCAUUCUGCGCUUUCUGCUCCUUCUAUCACCGGAGAACAAUCAGCUCAGCAUUUCCUGCAGCUUGGCUUGGACAAGGGUCGAAGUCAAAGGAGCCUUUCGAGAACUCUGAGCAGCGGCGGGGGUGCUAUCUGGAGCAUGGCCGCCGAUCCUCUCAGCAAGUACCUCGCGCUAGGCUGCGAAGACGGAGUGGUAAGAAUUGUAGACGUUGCACGGGGACGCUUUGAGCAUCUCACGCCUGAGCAUGCGGGAAAGAGGAGAGCGGACGGAUCUCGCACAGGCGUAGCGCCCCGCUGCGAUCGUGCAAAGACGCGAAUUGUCAGUUUGGCCUGGGGUUCGCCUCGCAGAAGAUCCGCUGUGCACGGCGUAAAAAGACGGCAGAUGCCCUCCACCGACAAGGAAGAUAGCAGCGCUGACGAGACUGACAGUUCGGACGAGGAUGAAGACGAAGAUGACGGUUGGCAGGACAGCUUCUUGGUCGGAGGCACAUCGAGCUCCUCUGCACUCAUAUGGGACGCUCAGACCGGGAGACAAGUCUCAAAGUUGAACGUGGAUAGGAGCAGAUCGGAGCAGACAAUCGUGUGGUCUUGUUUAGCCCUGCCAAAUGGCCAGAUUGUGCUUGGCGAUAGCCGCGGCAGCGUCACAUUUUACGAUGCCCGGACUCGGACAGCGCUCUCGGGAGCUUCGUUCGGCGUGCACGGCAAAGGCGCAGAUGUGCUUUGUCUGACUGCUGGACCUGACGGCAGAACCGUGUAUGCCGGCUCAGUGGACCAGAGAGUGUCUGAGUACGCACUCAUCGGAGAAGGAAUCAAGGCAAAGUGGGUCAACACCGGCUUACGCAAGCUGCACACGCACGACAUCAAAGCGCUAGCCAUUUGCCCACCUCUUGACGCCAAAGCAGUUCAAGAGAGCAAGUCUCCAGCAUCCACACUGCGCCAGCUUACAGUACCGAUUCUUGCUAGCGGCGGAACCGACUUUGGCGUUACGCUCACACCAGCGGCCUCGCCGUCGAAUUUCAACAUUGGAACCAAAGGCAAGAGCAGCCGAAAGAACCGCGGAUCGGCAUUCAGAGGCGAUACUGCUCGCGACUUGAUCAACCCCGUCUCAACGACUGACAAUGUCUCAUUUGCCGAGACUGUACAGAGAAGGCUGCCAUUCGUUCCUGCCUCGUGCAGAGGCAGCACCCUGGGCGGAGGUGCAGUCGUCAGCAGUGCGCCUCUGAAGCGUUGGUUGUCUCUGCGCAGAGAUCAGAGCACUGCUAUCUGGGCUCUACCCGAUCGGGCCGACUUUGGAGCUAACUCGGCAUCUGCACCCGAACAGCAGCUAGACAGUUUGCAACAGCCCGAAGCAGGAUGGAGGAAAUUGUUGGAGAUGGAACCGCGCGCGCAGAGCAAUCUUGUCGCGCACGCCAUCUCUCCGGACGGCAAGUGGUUAGCAGUGUCUGACUUGUACGAAACGAAGCUGUUUGAGCUCAAACCCCACGGUACCGAGGCGGCAGUCGACCUGAUCUUGGAACCUCGUCGGGAAAAGUCGUUUGGAGCUGCACUUGGGGGCAAAGCUCCGGGAAGCAGCGCUCUCGCCUUCACACCUGACUCUACGCGCUUGGUAUGCGCUACGCACCCGGGCAGCUUCUUGCACGUCGUCAGCAUUUCUUCUGCGGGCAAAUGCGCCCUAGUGGAGACAUUUGGCCACCAUCGGAGAAGAGUCGUCACCGAGAGGAGCGUUGCGGGACGCGCCACCACGACAGCAACACCUUCAUCAUCAACAGACAAGUCGGCUCUGACGAAUGGCAAGCUUUCAAAUGGCACGGCUCACAAGCAAGGAGAGUCGGACGCGCCGGAAAACGAGGCUGAGCGGGGCCUAGAGGAACACGAGAUUUCUGCGGGUGCCGCGUCGAGCGCACGCGACUCUCACGCGCGUAUCGAUAUGCUGGUCAUCUCAGCAGAUGGGCUUUACUUGCUCAGUGGGGACAGCUCACGAAGAUUGCACGUCUUCAAUCUCGACACACACGUUCUCCAUCGGACAUUACCCUCUCCUGCUCACGUGCCUUCUUCCGCAUCCUUCGAUCCGCUUCAGUCGUCCCGGCUGGCCAUCUUGAUGCCCACAAAUCGACUUUUGCUGUACGAUCUCGAGCAAUCGGACGCGGCCAGCUCAGCAGACUCGAGUAUGAAAGCGCUCGAAAGGAAUCUGCGUGCCAAAUUGGCAAAUCAGAGAGAUAGCGCGAUCGGCGUUUUCUGGAUUGGCCAAAGGUCUGCUUCGAGCUCCCGCGAAGCGUCUGCCGCCUUGCUCGUGUGGGGCGCAUCUUUCAUCUGUACGGCGAGAAAGCUGACCGAAGGCGCAUCUGCACCAGGGACGACCGCUCGCAAGUGGAGUCGGAAGAGAGGAGCUUCUGAAGCUGGUGGGAGUAGUAAUGGCGCACUCAGUGGGUCAGACGGAACCAACAAACCUGAUGCUGGACCAGCAUGGCACGUCAACUUGACAAAGAGGUAUAGCUCUCUACUCUACGUCGACUUGCUAGGUUCUAGCCCGCAUCAACUCGGAUCGAUCACACCAACAACCGCAGCAAGGGCUGAUCCUGAGCUCGUCGUGGUCGAAAGGCCCUUUUUCGCCUUGACAAGGCAUCUGCCACCUGCCUUUUCGCGUGGUCCCCGCUAUGGCAGCUAGGCAAAACGAUCAGCAGGAUUAGAGACAAGAUGAUGACUAUGUAAUGCAAGAUGCUGAGUCGCACGCCAACAGGUCCUGCUCUAUGGGCCACGGUAUGGUUUGAGGUGCGCAUGUAUUGGUGACGAUG